GAUCUCUGGCUAUAAUCCUCUGCCGUGGUAAAGAACACGGCCAUCCUCCCCCCUCUGUGUGUCCGUCGGAAGGAGGAGUUUAACCCCACAGUGUCUGGGAGGAGCCCGCAGUCUCUUGGCGCUCCGUCCCAGGAACGUUCGGUCUGGAGACAGAGGAACCGUGGAAGUACGCUCCGAAAAAACCUGAUUUUUUUUGUGUAUGUGUCUAUUAAACACAAUACCGUUGCGUUCAGCGGCCGCGAAGAGGGGAGGGAAACGCGAACACCGCGAGAAGUAUGUUUUACCAGAGGAAACAGUAAGCCGAUGAGCGAGGCAUCGAAGGAAUCACUGGUUUAUUUUUGAGAAAUGAGGUGGAGAGAAUCUUGCACAUAGAAACUCCAAUCUGAGAAGAGACAUUCAGACAGGCAGCAAUGGGAAAUUCAGAGAGCCAGUACAGCAUCCAGGGCCCCAAGGGCACCAGCUUUGUCUUCCCUGGGAAACAAAGGCCAUGCUCACUGAAGCUCCGCUCGGCCAAAGACGAUGCUCUCUCUCCCCACACAUGGUGGAAGAGUGCCCCAGUGGGCUCAGGAUACAAGGCAAGGUGUGUCGGCCGUGGCUGUCUUUCCCCCCCUAAAAGCCGGCAGCCUUACUCGCCGAGGCACUAUGACUAUGUCUCAAGGGGAACAAGAGGCAGCCCAAGCUUUCAUCGAUCACCUGGAUGUGGUAUACGAAGGCGACAUGUAUCACAUGAUUAUGAAGAUAAUCCAUAUGGGGCUGAACUAAAUGGACACGGCUUGAAUGGACACAGUGAUGAGCAUGAGGCUUUAGAGGAACAGAGCAGUCCCCGGGUGGUGAUCAAGAAAGAUGGCAGUCUUAGGGUAGAGUUCACCAACUCCUCAGGCAACCCCCUCCUCUUGGAUGAAGCUUCUGGCCCCGUGCAACUCCUCAAGUUCUCUCCCAACCUGGAGUCUGCCUCCACUCCCAGUCUGCCUGGUUCAAGUGGUAGCAGGAAGGACGGCCACUGCAGUGCUCCACCGCCAGCCUCUACCUCCUCCACGGCCAGGACCAGCAAAGGAAGCUCACUGAGCUCUGAUGGUUCCUGGUAUGACUCCCCCUGGGGGCCCAGCACAGAAUUCUGUGAGCAGGACCAACCCUGUUCUGCCAGCAGGACCCUAGUCAACUCCCCCAUGCACCAACUGGACUCCUUCACCGAACAGUCUCCGCCGGUGUCCAUCACAGACAUCUACAAAAACUCCACCAUGGCUGCUACCUUUCCCACAGCCAGGGACCUGUCCUCCCAGUUACAAGAGCCUCCACCAGGCCAGAGGCCACACCGAGCCUCCUUUGCAUCAGUCCUGGAUGUUCCAUUGGAAGAAGAAUGCCCCGAGGUCCGCCAGUAUUCGUCAUACACCCUGCCAUGUCGCAGGCCCAAAGCCCACACCAUGAGCGAGGAUCUGGACCAGUAUCCUGAACAGGACCAACACCAGGAGAAUGUGGAACCUGAUUUCGUCUUCCAUAAGAAAGACUCCAUCAAAAACCGCAUCAGACGCCUCAGUGACUGGACAGGCAGCCUCAGCCGCAAGAAGAGGAAGUCUCAGGAGACCAAGUACAAGGACCUGAGCGACGCUUUCGACAGUGGGGUUGAUGGCCUAACUGCAGACACCAGCUCCCCUUCCCAGGUCUCCAGUCUCGUCUGGUUCCCAGGAGCCUCCAGGGCCCAGUCAUCGGGAGCCAUUCACCAAACAACCAGUGAUGCCGUCCGCCAGAAUAUCUAUGAGAACUUCAUGAGAGAGCUGGAGACGGGCACCGGACAGGGAGGAGGGGGAAGCGGUGAGAGAAGAGAGCCGUCCACUGGCACUGAAGAGGGGGAGAGCAGCAGCGAGUCGGCCGAGGGCUCCAUGGAGCAGCUGGAUCAGCUGUUCGAAAAGGAGCAGGGGGUGGUCAGGCGGGCUGGCUGGCUUUCUUUCAAACCCCUCGUCACCUUGCACAAGGACAGGAAGCUGGAGCUGGUGACCCGCCGCAAGUGGAAACAGUACUGGGUGACCCUGAAAGGAUGUACAUUGCUGUUCUAUGAGACUUAUGGCAAAGGCUCUCCAGAGCAGGAGCUGUCACCUCGCUAUGCUCUCCUGGCCGAGGACAGCAUCGUCCAGGCAGUCCCCGAGCACCCCAAAAAGGAGAACGUUUUCUGCCUCAGCAACUCAUACGGAGACAUUUACCUCUUCCAGGCCAGCAACCAGACCGACCUGGAGAACUGGGUGACAGCCAUCCAUUCUGCCAGUGCCUCCCUGCUGGCCAAGCGCCAGGGGAAGGAGGACACUGUGCGCUUGCUGCGGAGCCAGGUCCGAGGCCUGCUGCAGAAGAUCGACAUGGACGGGAAGAUGAAGAAGAUGGCGGAGCUGCAGCUGACGGUGGUCAGCGAUCCGAAGAACCGCAAGGCUAUUGAGAACCAGAUCCAGCAGUGGGAGCAGAACCUGGAGAGGUUUAACAUGGAUCUGUUCAGGAUGCGCUGCUACCUGGCCAGUCUACAGGGCGGAGAGCUGCCCAACCCAAAGAGCCUGCUGGCAAUAGCGAGCCGCCCAACCAAAACGACCCUGGGACGCCUGGGGAUCUUCUCCGUCUCCUCCUUCCAUGCACUGAUCUGUUCCAGAGAUGAAGCCACACUCAGGAGGCGCUCACUGUCCCUGACAUACAGACAACGCAAAAGAGGCCUUUUUUCAUCACUCAAAGGCCUUGACAACCUUACGAAGAGAGGCCGGGACAAGAGGCCGUCUGCAUCACAGAUCUUUGAGAGCGACGCUGGAGGUCAAACUUACGCCCUGCCUCCCAGGAGCACCGAGAGGCUGGAUGUGCUGACCAACAUCUACUCCAUGUCGCCCCCCGAGGGCGGUGUGUGGGACAGCAUCAGCGGUGCCACAGACGUGCUGACGCGUGUCCACAUGCCAGACGGCCUGACAGUCCAAGUUCCCGUCAGGAGAGACGAGACAGCCGCCGACCUUCUCUCUGCAGCCUGCAAGGUGAAGCAGCUGGACCCGGGCCUCCACUUCAUCCGCCUGCACAGACGAGUGGGGCAGAACAUGGAGGUGCGACUCGUGGCCCCCGGAGAGUUCCUCCGUGAUGUGGUCAAUGAUCAGCUGGAGGUGGUCCCGGUUAAUGUGUUUACGCUGCACAUGAGUCGACAGAGCAGCGGUGGAGACUAUGGUUUUGCAGUAACAGGGCACAUAGACAGCCAGAGAAAUAGUAGGAUUUUUGUCAGCGAAGUACUUCCUGAUGGACUGGCAUUCAACGAAGGUCUGCGUCCUGGCGACGAGAUCCUGGUGCUGAACGGCCGGUCCGUGUCAAGUCUGGACCUGGCGCUGAUCCAGACGCUGUUUGCUGAACAAACCCUGCACUUGAGCCUGAGGCGGGACGGACCCCGGCCGCCAACCACCGCCUACAACCACCCGGUCCCUCCUCUCAUACACAACCAGGAGGUUCGCAGCAAGCACCACCGAGCCAAGUCCUCCUCAGAUGUGUGGACUGCAGCUGACGGAGAAGGCUCCUUGUGUGUAGGACUGGAGGAUGGUCACUCCCACUGCGCACACAGGCCUAUACAACACAGCAAGAGCGUGGACACAGUGUGCACUCUCUACCAGUCCUUCCAGGAAGGGACGGGCUCAGGCCCAAGGGAUUUGAUGGACGACACCAAGGAACCUCUGCCGAGGCAGGGAGGGGGCGCCACGGGAGAGGCCACCCUGCUCAGACCCUGUCCAAAGCACAUGAGCGCCACUGAGAGGUUACGCAAGGUCAUCCAGGAGCUGGUGGACACGGAAAAGUCCUAUGUGAAGGACCUGACCUGUUUGUUCGAAAUCUACCUGAAACCCCUGCAGAAUGAAACCUUCCUCACACUGGAUGAGAUGGAGAGUCUGUUUGGCAGCUUGCCUGAGAUGUUGGAAUUUCAAAGGGUCUUUCUGCAGACCCUCGAAGAGAGGAUCGCCUCUUCACCUGACUUUAGCACCCUGGAGACCCCCUCACAGUUUAAGAAGCUCCUGUUUUCUCUCGGGGGUUCCUUCCUCUACUACGCGGACCACUUCAAGCUCUACAGCGGCUUCUGUGCAAACCACAUCAAGGUCCAGAAGGUCCUGAAGAGAGCCAAGACGGAUCAGGCCUUCAAGGAAUUCCUGGAUGCGAGGAACCCCACCAAGCAGCACUCCUCCACCCUAGAGUCCUACCUGAUCAAACCGGUGCAGAGGGUACUGAAGUACCCCCUGCUGCUCAGGGAGCUGGUCUCCCUUACUGACGCUGACAGCGAGGAGCACUACCACCUCACUGAGGCUCUGAAAGCCAUGGAGAAGGUCGCCAGCCACAUUAAUGAGAUGCAGAAGAUCUACGAGGAUUACGGCUCCGUGUUUGAUCAGCUAGUUGCCGAGCAGACCGGCCACGACAAAGAGGUCACAGAGAUCUCUAUGGGAGAGUUUCUCAUGCAUUCCUCUGUAGUUUGGCUGAAUCCGCAUCCAUCGCUGGGCCGCAUGAGAAAAGACCCUGAAAUGACUGUGUUUGUGUUCAAGAAAGCGGUGAUAUUGGUCUACAGGGAGAACAACAAGCUGAAGAAGAAGAUGACAAACCCCCGCUCAGCACUUUCUCACGGAGAUCCGGACCCCUUUAAAUUCCGCUGGCUCAUCCCGCUCUCCGCGCUGCAGGUCAGAUUGGGAAAUACUGCAGGAACAGGCACAGAGAGCAGCUGCAUCUGGGAGCUGAUUCACUCCAGGUCUGAAGUGGAAGGCAGGCCAGAGACGGUCUUCCAGCUGUGUAGCAGUGUGCCAGAGAGCAAGGUCAACAUCAUCAAGGUGAUCCGCUCCAUCCUCAGGGAGAAUGUGAGGAGGAACAUGAGGAGCGAGGGGACAUUAGAGAGGGGCUGUAAGGAGCGCCUGGCACCCCUUCGCAGCACCCUGCCCUCCUCUGCUAGGCUGGGUUCCUCCCGGGCUUCCUGGUUGUGUAAGCAGCCGCUUGGAGAUCUCUCGGCCCAGGCCGGGAAUCCCAAGCUGGGGCCGGACUCAGACGAGGGAAGCCUGAGCAGCGGAACCUACAGUCUGUCCGGGGCUCCUCCACCUUGUGCCUCCGACUCACAGAACUGGUCUCAGGCACCCGGAUCCAACUCGCAGCCCCGCUCCACCUCUGCUGUGAAAGAGUCAGACAUUUUAAGCGAUGAGGACGAUGACGGCUUUAGCGAGGGGGGAACGAGGAGAGACAGUGGAGACAGCAGUUCUCCAACUAGCGCCAUUGAGGCGCAAUUCCUCCAACUCCAACUGUCAGAGGAUGCUGUGUCGCAAUGUGCACCAGCUCCCUGUGUUCAGCCUGAGGGGGUGGGGGACACUCCAGAGACCCAACACAAACUGAGAGGGCACUUCAGCGCUGUAAAGAGGAAGCCCAACAGUUUCAGGCGGAGCCAGGGUGCCCUGUUGAACAUGAAGGCGCACAGCAGGUCACUGGACAGCCAGGCGGAUGCAGCGGCAUCGUCAGCUGUGGUGGACUUCAACACGUUGCUGGAGAGAGAGUUCAGUGUCCAAAGUCUGACUUCUGUAGUGAAUGAAGACUGUUUCUACGACCAGACUGAGAGCUGUGCCAUGGACUCUGCUAACACCACCUCCUAGUUGGGGGCUGGAUGGACAGAGCAGAACUUUAUUGUGCUCAAGUCAAAAGUUGGAGAUGCUGAGCCCCUGUGGCUCUCUGCUGGCUCUGCCAGGGUGGUGAAGCCUUUCCUCAGCUCGGAAGUGGGUUUAGUAAGCCACACACCUGCCCGCUAAAAGUCAAGAUGUAAUUGAGCUGGUCUGAUGGAAGCCUAUUGGCUCACGGGCCCACUUUCUCCCCUCAGAGAGGCGCAGAGAAGUAAUUUCUGUCCCAAUGAUAAUGACUGCAAUGAAUCUGUCAAGCACUGAUGCGUUCCUGCGGUCUCCUCAGCUCUCUGGGCUUUGCCUCGUCCCGACAAACUGUUUGAGUGACGUAUUCCAUCCUAGUUUCUUUCCCCUUGCAGUUUUUUUUUUUUGUUUUUGUUUUUUGAUCCUUUCUAUGAGGAACAGGAGAAUGUCAUUCAUUUCUGUCCUAAAAGUCCUCUGUCCAUACGGAGCAACAAGAUACUGAGAUGUAUCAAGUUCAGUUUGUUGAGUCCUUACUGUGGAGGUCCAGUGUUCAGGCUUUGCUAAAUAUUAAUUUGUGUUUGGUUUCGGAGAACUGAACCACUUAUUACAUAUUGCAUAUUGUUGCAAAUGAGCAGGCACUGAGUGAAGGCUUCCACAGACGAGAUCCACCUGAAGAGCCCUGGCGGUCAAGCCAGACUUUCCAGAGAAGAGAUGACAUUGGCCUAAAUUAAACACUUUUGCAACUAAGCCUUUUUGCUGCAUUUUGUGCACUAAAGUACACUGUUUGCCUAUAUAUUUGAAAUAUUUUUUAUCUGUACAGGUUUUAUGUAAUUAAUGUUUUUAUUUAUUUAUAGGUUUGAUUAUGUAUAUCUUAGCAAAGUAACUUUUUUUGGGUGAAGGCUUGAACUGCUUACCUAAAGAUUUGGUCUGUUAGUAAAGAUAUAUAUAUAUAAAAAAAAGAGGCGAUACAGCUUGACGGUUUUUUCCCCACUUCAGUUUAAACGGAGCCUACUGGUUUUGUUGGUUGUCUUUCGCUGAAGAUUUCCAGUGUGUGCACUGGAAGGUGUUUUCUUGAGAUCUGGCUGCUUAAUUGAACGAUUUAAACCUGCAAUAAUGUUCAAACACCAAUGUUUCUCUUUGUUUAUCUGUCUGUGUAUAUAAUCUUUUCUAUCUUGGAAGCAUUUAUGUAUUCUCUCAUACAUACUUGACACUGUACAGGUGAGAAACAAGGCAGGAAUUUGCAAUAAAUGCAGACAAUAUUUUUGUAUAACGCUUUUGUUUGCCAUAGCAGAAAGUACAUGUUAAGGUACUUUAAAAAAGGCCAACUAGUUCAUUCUUUACCUUUUUUCUCAGCUCAACUUUACAUGCCUUUAAUGCUAGCAUACCAAUGAAUGUGAAUGCCUAUUCUUAUGGAAUUGUUUUAUAAAUAAAAGUUUUAUCUGUGAA
Molecule: messenger RNA, 7037 nt
Organism: Acanthopagrus latus (yellowfin seabream)
Lineage: Eukaryota; Metazoa; Chordata; Actinopteri; Spariformes; Sparidae
Gene: tiam2a
Product: TIAM Rac1 associated GEF 2a
Exons: 27
Coding region: 411-5606 (1731 amino acids)
Biological process (GO): activation of GTPase activity; positive regulation of axonogenesis; small GTPase-mediated signal transduction
Cellular component (GO): membrane; synapse
Molecular function (GO): protein binding; guanyl-nucleotide exchange factor activity
Source: RefSeq, a predicted model, not a curated record